Oikopleura dioica is the source of this 990-nucleotide messenger RNA. Lineage: Eukaryota; Metazoa; Chordata; Appendicularia; Copelata; Oikopleuridae. The record is from the annotation of a GenBank genome assembly.
AUGAAGUCACUUAGCAUUCUACCACUCGCAGUCCUAGCAGGAAAAUGCCAAGAAAAGUGCAAUUCCGACUUAGAGGUCUGCCUCGUUGACUGCAUAACCCAAUCGCCCGAGGAUGUUCGCUGCCCAGGAGAUUGUGCAAGAGCUGAAAGUGACUGUCUUUUCAGAUGCCAGGACAGUAAUUAUGGCCUCUUCGCAGCUAGCAAAAACUACAUGGAAGUCAACUUCGGAACAGAUGUUGCUGAAUAUUCUUUCGACUUCGACUUUGCUGGGCACGACUUCGAAACUGCUUGCUCAGUUGAAUUCGAGGGCGACUAUUACAUCAUCGGCGGUAUCAAAAACAUCCAGCGAGUUUCUAAGGUUUCGAACUGCGGACUGAGCCAGGUCGAUUUUAUGUAUCAAGCGUUCUACGGCCAUCGUUGCACGAACUGGAAUGGGGCUAUCCAUAUCUGCGGAUCGGAAGUUGACGCUGGCGCUUGUUGGAAAUAUGUUCCAGGCCGUAGCCAGAAUACCAUCGCUAGAAGUCAAUAUGGCCACAGCGAGGGUGGGCUAGUCGUCUAUGACAAUUAUCUUCUCCGAAUCGCCGGUUACACUCAAAAAGUUGAAGCUUACGGCGAAGGCGACUCUUUCUGGUCCGAUUUCAACGCUGAUUUGCCGUACGUCUUGAGUCAAUUUGCAGCCCUUGUCGUAGACGAUUCCAUCUUCCUCUUUGGAGGAUACUCCGGCGCCUCAUACAGCCAAGUCGACACAAUUCUGCGCUUCGACAACAACUCAAGAAGCUGGGACCAAAUUGGUCAGAUGGAGUACAGCCGAAGGAAUUUCGCAAUCGUCCAGGAAGAAAAUUUUGUUUACAUUGCUGGAGGAGAAGAAUUCAACCUGCCAUUUGAGGUCUUUGAUACAGAGACUUUCGAAACAAGUACUUUGGAAAGCAUGUCGCAGAACUUCUACUACGCACAAAUCAUACCCGAAGAAUUUUUGAACUGUCGAAGUUAG